GAGCCUUUACGUCGGCGCGUAAGGGGGGGGGGUGCGUGUGAGGUCAUCGCGCGGGCGGGCGGGCGGGGUCAGGCGGUUUGAACGAGACGAAGACGGAACCGGAGCCGGGUACGGGCAGCGGACGCGGUCCAACGGAGAGCCGAAGAUGGCAGUGAACGUGUACUCAACGUCGGUCACCAGCGAUAACCUCAGUCGACAUGACAUGCUGGCCUGGAUCAAUGAGUCUCUGCAGUUGAAUCUGACAAAGAUUGAACAGUUGUGCUCAGGGGCUGCCUAUUGUCAGUUUAUGGACAUGUUGUUCCCUGGCUCCAUUGCCUUGAAGAAAGUGAAAUUCCAAGCUAAGCUAGAACAUGAAUACAUCCAGAACUUCAAAAUAUUACAAGCAGGUUUUAAGAGGAUGGGUGUUGACAAAAUAAUUCCUGUGGACAAAUUAGUAAAAGGAAAGUUUCAGGACAAUUUUGAAUUCGUUCAGUGGUUCAAGAAGUUUUUUGAUGCAAACUAUGAUGGAAAAGAGUAUGACCCUGUAGCUGCCAGACAAGGUCAAGAAACUGCAGUGGCCCCCUCCCUCGUUGCUCCUGCUCUGAACAAACCGAAGAAACCUCUCAGCUCUAGCAGUGCAGCUCCACAGAGGCCCAUUGCAACACACAGAACUACUGCAACCCCUAAGGCUGGCCCGGGUGUGGUGCGGAAGAAUCCUGGUGUAGGGAAUGGAGAUGACGAAGCAGCUGAGUUGAUGCAGCAGGUCAACGUAUUGAAGCUUACUGUUGAAGACUUGGAGAAGGAGAGAGACUUCUAUUUUGGAAAGCUGAGGAACAUUGAGUUGAUUUGCCAGGAGAACGAGGGGGAGAACAACCCUGUGCUGCAGAGGAUCGUGGACAUUCUCUACGCCACAGACGAAGGCUUCGUGAUACCUGAUGAAGGGGGCCCACAGGAGGAACAGGAAGAGUAUUAAUAGCCUGGACCAGCCGAGCAACAUCUGAAUUCUUCACUCCAAAUCAUGUGCUUAACUGUAAAAUACUCCCUUUUAUUAUUCUUAGAGGACUCACUGGUUUCUUUUCAUAAGCAAAAAGUACCUCUUCUAAAAGUGCACUUUGCAGAAGUUUCACUCCUUUUCCAAUAAGUUUUGAGUUAGGAGCGUUUACCUUGUAGCAGAGCAGUAUUAACAUCUAGUUGGUUCACCCAGGGAACAAAGAGGCUGACCAUGGGGCUCACUUUGUGGAUGCUGGUAGCACUGAUAGCUGGAGAAGGGGGAGACCUCAGUAGAGAAAUGUAAAGACUGAUUUGAAUUUUAAGUUAAUGUGAAAUCUUGGCAGAGAACGUUUUAAUAAAUAAAUGCCUUAAGAGUAUUUAAAAGAUGCUUCCAUAUUUCAAAAUACAAAAUGUGUGUUUGACAUUAUGUCUGGGAAGUAUGGGCUGGAACCUGGAGCCUUUGGGACCUGCUGUUCCCAGCCUUCGCAGGACUGCUUGAUCCUCAUAAGCCCAGACGUUGGCCCAAAAGCAAAAUUUGAAAAGUUAUUUUGUAAGCCAUUUUGAUGUCCUUGACCAAUAUAGCAUGCCUACUAAGAAGCAAGAGGCAUUGUUGCCUGGAUGAAUAGAGGGUGUGUUUCAGGCCUGAGACGUCUGAGUCAAAGAGCUUGAUUUUCAUUGAGCAUUUCUCUGGUGAUUUUUCCAGUUAUCCCUGAUAAUUCUGUGUACUGUGUGUGUUUUUUUUUUUUUUUUUUUGGAAAUGAGGUGUGUCCAGUUUUUAAACCUAACAACUACUUUUGGGGACUUGCCCACAUCUCUGGGAUUUGAAUGGGGGCUGUGUCCCAUUUUACUGUCUUUUAAGUUUACAUUUAACAUGUUCCUCUUCUCUGCUCCCCUUGCCCACUGGGGACUCCUCUUUGGCUCCUUAAAAUUUGCUGCUUAGAGUGGAAGUUCAGCAGGCAGGUGAUCAUACUGCAAGUUCUUUCUGGACCUCUGGCAAAGGGAGUGAUCAGUGAAGGCCACCACUCCCUUGGGAUCUGCAAGGCUGGGUGUUUUUUCGGUACCUGCUGUCCACAGCCCUCCACUGUUAUCAGAAUACUUUGCCAGUGCACUAAUCUCUUUGGAGAUAAAAAUGUUAGCGUGUUACUAAAUGUUAAUUUUCUUUUGCAGAAAAUAUAGUACCAUGUCUGAAUUAAUUAUUAAUAUUUAAAAUAUUUCAUUCCUUAACUCCCUCAUCUGCUUUGCUCACAGCUGACUCAGUUCCUUUGGCAGAAUUCUGCAACAUGUGUGUCACCCACUACUGAGACUGUUCAGCCCCUGAUGUAUUUGUAUUGAUUUGUUUCUGGUGGUAGCUUGUCCUGAAAUGUGUGUAGCAAGCAGGUAUUUUAUGAUAAAAUUGUUGUGUAGUGCAUGCUCUGUGUGGAAUUCAGAGGAAAACCCAGAUUCAGUGAUUAACAAUGCCAAAAAAUGCAAGUAACUAGCCAUUGUUCAAAUAACAGUGGUGCUAUUUCUCUUUUGUGGCCUUUUAGACUUUUGUUGCCCUAAAAUUCCAUUUUGUUGGGAACCCAUUUUCCACCUGGUCUUUCUUGACAGGGUUUUUUUCUACUUUUAAACAGUUUCUAAAUAAAAUUCUGUAUUUCAAGAG
This is a messenger RNA of Cervus elaphus (red deer), 2611 nucleotides long. It is a transcript of the gene MAPRE1, whose product is annotated as microtubule associated protein RP/EB family member 1. NCBI's taxonomy places the organism in Eukaryota, Metazoa, Chordata, Mammalia, Artiodactyla, Cervidae. Bases 146 to 952 code for a protein of 268 amino acids. Gene Ontology annotation, cellular component: microtubule organizing center; cytoplasmic microtubule; spindle midzone. Gene Ontology annotation, biological process: protein localization to microtubule plus-end; regulation of microtubule polymerization or depolymerization; spindle assembly. Gene Ontology annotation, molecular function: microtubule plus-end binding. The record is from RefSeq and is a predicted model, not a curated record. The transcript has 7 exons.